Nomascus leucogenys (northern white-cheeked gibbon) is the source of this 4296-nucleotide messenger RNA. The record is from RefSeq and is a predicted model, not a curated record. Lineage: Eukaryota; Metazoa; Chordata; Mammalia; Primates; Hylobatidae.
GCGCCCCGGAAGCCGGAGGCGCUUGACGGCAGCUUUCCGGUGGUGGGAAAGUGAACGAAUCCCGAAUCAAAGCGGCGCAUUCUGAGGCCGGUGGGGUGCCAGUGGAAGAGGGAAGGCAGGCGACUGUUUACGGCCUGACUUGGGAGGACGGCGGAUCAGCAAUUGCAGAAGCAGGCAGCGGCAGAGAGGGAAUGGUGCAGGCAGGCGCUGAGAAGGAGGCACAGUCCAUCCCUCUCAGGGUUAGUGAAUGAGGCUCUCCGCCCGGGCCGGCCCGGGGACAGUGCGCUGCGGGUCCCAGCAUGAAUGCGGGCCCCGGCUGUGAACCCUGCACCAAGCGACCCCGCUGGGGCGCCGCUACAACUUCGCCGGCUGCUUCGGACGCCCGGAGCUUUCCCAGCAGGCAGAGGCGCGUCCUCGACCCCAAGGACGCUCACGUGCAGUUCAGGGUCCCACCGUCCUCGCCAGCCUGCGUCCCAGGGCGGGCGGGACAGCACAGAGGCAGCGCCACCUCGCUUGUUUUCAAACAAAAGACUAUUACCAGUUGGAUGGACACUAAAGGAAUCAAGACAGCGGAAUCAGAAAGUUUGGAUAGUAAAGAAAACAACAAUACAAGAAUAGAAUCCAUGAUGAGUUCUGUACAAAAAGAUAACUUUUACCAACAUAAUGUAGAAAAAUUAGAAAAUGUUUCUCAGCUAAAUCUUGAUAAAUCACCCACUGAAAAAAGUACACAGUAUUUGAACCAGCAUCAGACUGCAGCAAAGUGUAAGUGGCAAAAUGAAGGGAAACACACGGAGCAGCCUUUGGAAAGUGAACCUCAAACAGUAACCCUGGUACCAGAGCAGUUUAGUAAUGCUAACAUUGAUCGGUCACCUCAAAAUGAUGAUCACAGUGACACAGAUAGUGAAGAGAAUAGAGACAAUCAACAGUUUCUCACAACUAUAAAGUUUGCAAAUGCAAAGCAGACUACAGAAGAUGAACAGGCCAGAGAAGCCAAAAGCCACCAGAAGUGCAGCAAGUCUUGCCAUCCUGGGGAAGACUGUGCGAGUUGUCAGCAAGAGGAGAUAGACGUGGUGCCAGAGAGUCCAUUGUCAGAUGUUGGCUCUGAGGAUGUUGGUACUGGACCAAAAAAUGACAACAAAUUGACUAGACAAGAAAAUUGCCUAGGAAAUUCUCCUCCAUUUGAGAAGGAAAGUGAACCCGAGUCACCGAUGGAUGUGGAUAAUUCUAAAAAUAGUUGUCAAGACUCAGAAGCAGAUGAGGAGACAAGUCCAGGUUUUGAUGAACAAGAAGAUGGUAGUUCCUCCCAAACAGCAAAUAAACCUUCAAGGUUCCAAGCAAGAGACGCUGACAUUGAAUUUAGGAAACGGUACUCUACUAAGGGAGGUGAAGUUAGAUUACAUUUCCAAUUUGAAGGAGGAGAGAGUCGCACUGGAAUGAAUGAUUUAAAUGCUAAACUACCUGGAAAUAUUUCUAGCCUGAAUGUAGAAUGCAGAAAUUCUAAGCAACAUGGAAAAAAGGAUUCUAAAAUCACAGAUCAUUUCAUGAGACUGCCCAAAGCAGAGGAUAGAAGAAAAGAACAAUGCGAAACCAAACAUCAAAGAACAGAAAGGAAGAUCCCUAAAUACGUUCCGCCUCACGUUUCUCCAGAUAAGAAGUGGCUUGGAACUCCCAUUGAGGAGAUGAGAAGAAUGCCUCGGUGUGGGAUCCGGCUGCCUCUCUUGAGACCAUCUGCCAAUCACACAGUAACUAUUCGGGUAGAUCUUUUGCGAGCAGGAGAAGUUCCUAAACCUUUUCCAACACAUUAUAAAGAUUUGUGGGAUAACAAGCAUGUUAAAAUGCCUUGUUCAGAACAAAAUUUGUACCCAGUAGAAGAUGAGAAUGGUGAGCGAACUGCAGGGAGCCGGUGGGAGCUCAUUCAGACUGCACUUCUCAACAAAUUUACACGACCCCAAAACUUGAAGGAUGCUAUUCUGAAAUACAAUGUGGCGUAUUCUAAGAAAUGGGACUUUACAGCUUUGAUGGAUUUCUGGGAUAAGGUACUUGAAGAAGCAGAAGCUCAACAUUUGUAUCAGUCCAUCUUGCCUGAUAUGGUGAAAAUUGCACUCUGUCUGCCAAAUAUUUGCACCCAGCCAAUACCACUCCUGAAACAGAAGAUGAAUCAUUCCAUCACAAUGUCGCAGGAACAGAUUGCCAGUCUUUUAGCUAAUGCUUUCUUCUGCACAUUUCCACGACGAAAUGCUAAGAUGAAAUCGGAGUAUUCUAGUUACCCAGACAUUAACUUCAAUCGAUUGUUUGAGGGACGUUCAUCAAGGAAACCGGAGAAACUUAAAACGCUCUUCUGCUACUUUAGAAGAGUCACAGAGAAAAAACCUACUGGGUUGGUGACAUUUACAAGACAGAGUCUUGAAGAUUUUCCAGAAUGGGAAAGAUGUGAAAAACCCUUGACACGAUUGCAUGUCACUUACGAAGGUACCAUAGAAGGAAAUGGUCGAGGCAUGCUACAGGUGGAUUUUGCAAAUCGUUUUGUUGGAGGUGGUGUAACCAGUGCAGGACUUGUGCAGGAAGAAAUCCGCUUUUUAAUCAAUCCUGAGUUGAUUAUUUCACGGCUCUUCACUGAGGUGCUGGAUCACAAUGAAUGUCUGAUUAUCACAGGUACUGAGCAGUACAGUGAAUACACAGGCUAUGCUGAGACAUAUCGUUGGUCCCGGAGCCAUGAAGAUGGGAGUGAAAGGGACGACUGGCAGCGGCGCUGCACUGAGAUCGUUGCCAUCGAUGCUCUUCACUUCAGACGCCACCUCGAUCAGUUUGUGCCUGAGAAAAUGAGACGCGAGCUGAACAAGGCUUACUGUGGAUUUCUCCGUCCUGGAGUUUCUUCAGAGAAUCUUUCUGCAGUGGCCACAGGAAACUGGGGCUGUGGUGCCUUUGGGGGUGAUGCCAGGUUAAAAGCCCUAAUACAGAUACUGGCAGCUGCUGCAGCUGAGCGAGAUGUGGUUUAUUUCACCUUUGGGGACUCAGAAUUGAUGAGAGACAUUUACAGCAUGCACAUUUUCCUUACUGAAAGGAAACUCACUGUUGGAGACGUGUAUAAGCUGUUGCUACGAUAUUACAAUGAAGAAUGCAGAAACUGUUCUACCCCUGGACCAGACAUCAAGCUUUAUCCAUUCAUAUACCAUGCCGUCGAGUCCUGUGCAGAGACCGCUGACCAUUCAGGGCAAAGGACAGGGACCUGAGGAGCCGAGCGAAUAGCAUCUCCUCCCACCUCCCACCAGAGACGUCCUAUUUGAGCUGUCAGGUGUAAUAUAUGAAUUGACUUAAGUUAAUAUAAAUGUGUAUAUAAUCCACAUUUGUAGUCAAGGACGCAAUCUCUUCCACACAUAUGCAGUUGUCAGUUGGUACAUCUAAACUCCCUCCAUCUUGACUCACGUGGACUUAGAUAUGUUUUAUUUCUAUUUUCUUCUAUUUCAGUUUUCAUUCUUUGAUGUUUAUUUCUUUUGUCCAUCAGAUCUCUUGUGAAAUCCCAUGGAAGGUUGUGCUCAGCCUGUCGGGUCUCUUUCUUCCUGCCCAUAUAUUAUACCAGUUGCUUCUGCAGCCCGCAGAUGCCAGCGAUGCCAGGAAACAAGUUGAAAUCCAGGAAUCUCUUUAACUGAUUUUGCUAAAAAUCUCCCUGUGAGCCUUCCCCUCCACUCUUAAUAUGCUUGCAUUGUUUAAGUUUUUAAAUUCUGAAAAUUAGUAAUUAGGGUUUUUUUUUCAUAUAUGUUGCAUAAUGCAAACCUCCUAGGUUAAAAUAGUUUCUUUAUUUAAGAUAGAAUAAUUUCCAGAAAUUGUCCUUUUGAGGUAUCACUUUUAUCUAUAAUGGUUUGUCUGUCUUUUUUCCUCUGAUCAGUUUUUUUUAUACCAGUUUUGGAAACCGGCUGAGAUGAAAGGAAAUGUGGAAUAAAAGGAGGUUUUCCUGAUGUUGUGUAAAGAAAACAGAUUCAAGAGAAUUGAAGAUUUUUUUUGUUUCUUGGUACUUUUUUCUUUUUAAAUUAGGACUAAUGUUUCUUUUGUGGUGCUUGAGGCAUAUGCAUAUAACCAAAGUUUGAGAACUGGGAACUUCAUGCUGAUUUGUACAUAUUGAAGUUUCUCUGGUAUUCAAAGGUUAUAUAGUGAAUGAAUUUUCAUUAAUAAAUCACUUUGUCAGAAACUCCCAUAUCAUCUAUAUUUUAUAUAUGUAUAUAUAAACAUAUGCUCUUUAAGUGUGUCUAUAUGUGAGCACAUAAAAUCUAAAUAAAAUUGGACUGUUGGGAAACAAUUAGG